AUGGUGAAUCAAGCUCCGGCAGUCCAGCCUUCUUCACUCACCGACAACAAGCAGCUAAGGACGCCUCCAUCAGAGCCUAUGGAUGAAUCCACCUCGAAAAUGGACAAGCCACAAGCAAUAGAACCUUUGCCAACAGCCUCGUCCACGGACAAGAGUGACGACAAGCAGACCCAAGACGAAGCUAAGAUAAAAUCAAAGGACGAAAACAAGCGUGAAGCCAAGGAUCAGGCAUCGCAGACCACAGACAGCAGAGACGAAGCUGAAAAGUCUACGGCAGCAGACAAUUCCGAAUCUAAGGAAAAGCCCAAGGAUAAGGAUGAUGACAAAACCAAAGAUGACGCCAAGACUGAUGCAAAGGAUGACAAGAAGGACGAGGAAAAGGAUGACAAGAAGGAUGAGGAAAAGGACAAAAAGAAGUCUUUACCUAGAGGCAUGAAGGCGGACACGAAGCUCCUAUGGGCUAAGACGGAUGCACAAUUCUGGCAGGACAAGGAUCCUGAUGAUGGCAAGAAUGUGGAGGAAUCAGACGAGUGCUUACAGCAUGCGAUUGUGGUCCGAAAGAAGAGAGUUCACGAGGGCAACCGAAAGCCACUGAAGGUCGACUCCAUCGUUGUCCAUUCGCCCUUGGUCAAGAAAGCACUUCAGGGAGUUUUCACAGGAUACCCUGAUCUGGUGAUUGACCUAGAAGAGUUAGUCUUCGAUGCGCCGUUUGCGCCCUUCUUUCAUCGCUGGGCGCAGUUCGAGAAGGCCUUCAAAGAGGAGACGGACGAGAUGACGAAGUCGCACAUGAAAUUGCUCUACGAUGCACUGGACUCAGAACUUGCUAAACCGAUCCAGAGGCACAAUGACCUUGUUCGACACAAGGCAAUCGAUUUCGAACUCCUGUGGACACUCUUCUCGCCCGGCACAUUGAUGUACAGCCACGACAAUGGGCACGAUCGACUGUACGAAACCUGCGACUGCGAAUACUAUGCCGAUCUGGGUGGUAUGAAGUUUGUCAUUCGCUGCAACGAGAUCAAUUGGGACGGUGAGAAGUUUGGCAAGGUCAUGCUUAGCGAAGAGAUCAGCAAAUUCAAAGGAACAAGACAGAUAACUACACUACCAUCCUAUCCAUUACGAUUCCACGCGAAAUCCGAGCAGCUGAAGACUAAGUGUAUAGAAAGAGGACGCCGUUUCCAAGCGCUUGCCGGAGUAUACUGCAAAGACUACAAAGGUACAGCUGUUGAAUACACGAAAUACGCUUACCAAAGUGUGAAGACAAAGCGACAACUCGAAGGCCGAAUAAUGCUUGAUGAAGAACUCUUCGCCAAAUUCAACCCUGAUGAGUCGCGGAGCAUGAGAGAGCUCGAAGAUGAUGACGAGGAUGUCAAGCAGGCUGAAGCUGAAGCAUCAGCUAGACUAAUCGAACAAGCAGAGAAAGCAAAGGAGGCCCUCAAGAAGGUUGAAGAGGAAGAGAAGAAGAAGCAGCAAGAAGAGGAGGCAAAGAAACAGAAAGAGACUGACAGUAAGUCGGAGACUGUCACGAAGUCUGAAGCUGAGUCCGAGUCGAAAGAGAAGACACAAGAGCUAGCUGCUGAUGCUUCGCAAUCCGAACCAGACAAGGCGAAGUCUGAAGUGUUGCCGGACGAGGUCAAGGUUGAUGUCCCCGUCGAAAGCACCAAGUCCAGCACUACAAACAGUGCGGAUGUUGUACAGGCAUCUGCCGACACCAAGAAGGAGGCCGGAGCCUCUACCACUUCCACAGACUCGGAAGGCGCGCCAACACCAACAGAAUCAGUAGACGAACCAAAAGCUUUUUCAAACACUGAGAAGCAGGAGCUCAAAGACGAUCAACUUGUCAUUUGCAAUUCCUGGCUUCGAGGAUACUCCCUUAGCCACCAGAGGUGGUGCUCCUUUAGCGUCGACCACAUAUCAGACGUGUCCUGGAACGAUAAUGCUUUCGCCUCUCUAAGUCUGCCUUGUGAAUACCGAGAACUCAUCCUUGCCACGAUCCAAUCCCAGAUCCGCCAAAAUCAGUGGAAACAGAAGAUGGAACAGGUUGAGAAGGAGCAGAAACCUCUAUCUGCGUUGUACGAAAAGGCGGAGGAUGCCACAGAAGAAGAGGAUGACAAUCCAGCCGAAUUCGACGAUUUCAUUGCACAAAAAGGCCGUGGCUACAUCAUGCUCUUCUCUGGAAACCCAGGAGUCGGCAAGACCGCCACAGCAGAGUCAAUCGCCGAACUCCUCCACGUCCCACUCUGUAUCAUCAGUGUCGGCAACCUAGGCACAACCGCCGAAUCAGUCGAAUCAGCCCUACAAGACAUCCUAGAACUUGCCUCAAAGUGGAACGCAGUCCUGCUACUCGAUGAAGCCGACAUCUUCCUUGAGCAACGCACGAGACACGACCUUCACCGCAAUGCCGUCGUGAGUGUCUUCCUCAGACUGCUCGAGUAUUACCAGGGCGUACUCUGCUUGACGACGAAUCGCUCCGAAGAAAUCGAUGUCGCAUUCCACAGCAGAAUCCACAUCAGCCUACCCUUCCCAGACUUGACUGAGGGCAACAGAGAACAGAUCUGGCGACACUUUGCCAACAUCACGAACGCGAAACACGAGGCGGGUGCUAUGCGGCGGAAAGUGGCGGCUGAUGAGAAGAAGAACAAGAAUACUACUACCACCACUACCGCUACCACUGAUACCAACCUUCCAACUCCAGCCCCAGAAGAUUCCACAACCCUCACAAACGGCACCAAAACCCCCACAUCACCAUCAUCACCAAACCCACCUCCCCCCGAACACCUUACCCAUCACUCUCACGACGCAACAACAGACACCCUAAUCGACAUCUCCCCUACCGAUUUCCGUAAACUCUCCCAAACACAGCUCAACGGCCGACAAAUCAAGAACGCGUUCAAGACGGCGGUACUGCUGGCGAGCUACAAGAAGGAAAAGGUGCAGAUGAAGCAUGUCAAGACUGCGUUGAAGACGAUUGAUGGGAAUGGGUUGGGGAAGAGGGAGGUUGGGGGCAUGUAUUAUUGA
Lithohypha guttulata is the source of this 3015-nucleotide messenger RNA. RefSeq lists its product as uncharacterized. The transcript is spliced from 2 exons. The record is from RefSeq and is a predicted model, not a curated record. The coding region runs from base 1 to 3015 and encodes 1004 amino acids. Gene Ontology annotation, molecular function: ATP hydrolysis activity; ATP binding. NCBI's taxonomy places the organism in Eukaryota, Fungi, Ascomycota, Eurotiomycetes, Chaetothyriales, Trichomeriaceae.